Penicillium daleae is the source of this 1500-nucleotide messenger RNA. RefSeq names its product cytochrome P450. Gene Ontology annotation, molecular function: monooxygenase activity; heme binding; oxidoreductase activity, acting on paired donors, with incorporation or reduction of molecular oxygen. The record is from RefSeq and is a predicted model, not a curated record. The transcript has 4 exons. Bases 1 to 1500 code for a protein of 499 amino acids. NCBI's taxonomy places the organism in Eukaryota, Fungi, Ascomycota, Eurotiomycetes, Eurotiales, Aspergillaceae.
AUGCUCCUUCAAUCCGCCUCAAGCUUUAUUCAUGAGCACUACAUUUCAGCCACUCUCACUUCGACUCUGCUUGUUUUGCUCUCACAGGUCUAUUAUGAAGUCUUCAUCAACCCCCUUGGCAAGUAUCCGGGGCCAAAGUUCGCAGCUGCAUCGCGCAUACCUCAACUCUAUCACACUUUUAAAGGCGACUUGCUUCAGUGGGUCACUGGACUGCAUGUCACCUACGGUGAUGUGGUUCGUGUCGCUCCGGAUGAGUUAAGCUACGCCACUGGAGAGGCAUGGAAGGGAAUAUAUGGCCAUGCGGCUGCAGGAAAAAAAGUUACUGAGAAAGACACUCGGUUUUAUGGUCCAUCCUUCAAUGGAGCUCCGGAUAUUAUCCGGGCGAAAGGACCUGAUCACUCUCGUUUUCGUCGCAACUUCUCGCAUGCCUUUUCUGACCGGUCGCUUCGGGAACAGCAGUCCUUGAUCUGCGGAUACGUGGAUAUGUUAGUUGACAAUCUCAAACGCACAAUCAAGGAGAAUCCCAAGGCAAAGGUUAAUAUGGUUCACAUGUUUAAUCUGACAACUUUUGAUAUCAUGGGAGAUUUGACCUUCGGUGACUCCUUGGAUCUAUUGCUUGGGACCGGCAACAUGAAUUGGGUGGCCGCGGUAUUCAUCAGCAUGAAGACCAACGCCUUGCGCAGACUGGCGCGCUACUGGCCUUGGACGGCUUCGAUCGCCCAAAGGCUCAUUCCUCAAGAGCUUAGGCAACAGAGUGUCGCCCAUUACCAAGCCUCCCAGGGCCGUGUGGAUAAGAGAGUUGAUGGUGAUUAUGCAUUGCAAAAACCUGACAUCUGGGGUAUUGUGAUGAACCAGAAGCAAGAGCUCCGUCUUAGCCGUACGGAGAUGUACGCCAACUCACAGGUCUUCAUGGUUGCAGGCACCGAGACCACUGCGACUGCACUAAGCGGCUUGCUCUAUCAACUCUUGAUGAAUCCUGAAAAGAUGGAGAUCAUUGUGAAGGAAGUCCGUGAGACUUUCGAGAAAGACUCCGAUAUUGAGAUGAGAGCCCUGGAACACAUGGAAUAUCUUAAUGCCUGCAUUGAAGAAGGGUUGCGCAUCUAUCCUCCGGUUCCAGUUGGCCUACCUCGCAUUGCUCCUGAUGAUGGAUUGCUUGUCUGCGGGGAGCACAUCCCUGGAAAGACCGCACUUUCCGUUAAUCAAUGGGCUACCUAUCACAGCCCCAAAAACUUCAAGCGGCCUGAUGAUUUCAUCCCUGAACGCUGGAUUAGCGAUGAUUUUGCUACCGAUAACAAGGCUGCAUUCCAGCCAUUCUCGUUUGGCCCUCGCAACUGUCUUGGGAAGAAUCUGGCAUACCACGAACUGCGUGUGAUUCUGGCGAAGGUGCUGUAUAACUUUGAGUUUUCUCUUCUCCCCGAGUCUAUUGGCUGGGAGAAACAGAAAACUUUCUUUCUGUGGGAAAAGAAUGAUUUGAUGGUUCAGCUGAAGGCGAGAAGCUAG